CCCAAAAUUUCCGCUCAGUAGUGCAAAUUUCCCUCUUCGACACGCGCGCGUAUCCAAGCAGCCUAACGCAACGAGGAUGCCCGGAAGUUCGGAUUUCCUGAAGGACCUCAACCAACCCAAGGUGUACGAGCUGAAGAAGGCCUUCUGCUUGUUCGAUCUGGACGGGGACGGGGUCAUCAGCGAGGAGGACGUGAGGAACACCUUCCUGACGCUCGGGGUGGAAAAGUCCGACGCGGAAAUCAUCAAAAUGUUCGACGGAGUCGUCCAACCCCUCAAGCUGGACGUGUUCCUGCUGCUGGUGCUGCAACGUGCCAACGGGUUGGCCCCGCUGGACGUGAUGGUGAACGCGUUCCGCCACUGGGACAAGGCCGCCACCGGCUUCAUCGACAAGGAAAAGUUCAAGUUCGACAUCAUGACGUACGGCGACCGGUUCACCGAGGACGAGGCGGACCAGGCCCUGGCGGAUGCCGUCGUGUCCCGGGGGCCCCAAACCAACCGGGACGGCCAGCUGGUCGAGCGGAUCGACUACAUGGACUUUGCGGAGAACAUUUCCGGCUUCCAGAAGACGGACCACAAUUGACCUCGGUUCCUGCGAAGAAAAGAAACCAAAGAACCAAAGUUUUGUUAUUUAUUUUUGUUUUUAUUUAAAUAGUUUUUUUUGUGUUUCUCAAGGGUUGCUUCGAUUCCGGGAAGGUUGCGAGUGAAAACGGCUGUUUUUCGGACAAAAGUCAGGGAGGCCACGGGGUUAUGCAGCUUUUGCACUGGGGGGAAAGUCGAGAAAGAACAAAGCAACCCGGUGGAAAUGGGAUAAUCGUAAUUUUCGGGGAUUGGCCAACGGAAAUGGGAAAUUUCAUUCGAUUGUUUGCCGCCGGAAAAGCUGCAACCGAAAAGAACAGACAAACAGGGGAUGCUCUUUGCAGUAGAUUAACGUUAUUGAAGAAACAAUUGAGUGAGCUGUCUGUUUGUCUGUGGCAAAAGUGAGAAUCAGAUUUGGCACGAGUGCGGUCAAGUGUGAAGCAAUAAAGGAAAGUUUUCCCUUUUGA
This is a messenger RNA of Culex pipiens pallens (northern house mosquito), 1043 nucleotides long. RefSeq names its product myosin regulatory light chain 2, smooth muscle minor isoform. The record is from RefSeq and is a predicted model, not a curated record. Bases 77 to 580 code for a protein of 167 amino acids. Gene Ontology annotation, biological process: post-embryonic development; locomotion. Lineage: Eukaryota; Metazoa; Arthropoda; Insecta; Diptera; Culicidae. Gene Ontology annotation, cellular component: myosin II complex; cytoplasm. The transcript has 3 exons. Gene Ontology annotation, molecular function: calcium ion binding; myosin heavy chain binding.